Molecule: messenger RNA, 1105 nt
Organism: Suillus clintonianus
Lineage: Eukaryota; Fungi; Basidiomycota; Agaricomycetes; Boletales; Suillaceae
Product: beta-lactamase-like protein
Exons: 3
Coding region: 120-1019 (299 amino acids)
Source: RefSeq, a predicted model, not a curated record
UAUAUAUAGAGUAUACCCCCGGGUACCACCCCAGCCUGGUGACCUCGCUGGUGACCCCCGCCAAAGCCAACAGUUUAUCUGCUGCCUCCAGUGCUCAGGGUAUCAUCAAGACAACAGCCAUGUCUCUCCCCUCUCCAGUAGCAGAUCAAGCUUAUAUGAAUAUUUCCGCCCUCGAGGCAGGCAGUUUAAAUGUACCUCUGCAGAAUAUCGUCGCUGGAUCAUCCCCAACGGAUUUUAUUAGAAACCCCUCACUUGCAUUCUUGCUUUGCCACUCAAAGAGUGGUCAUCGAGUUGUCUUCGAUCUGGGGAUACGCCGAGAUAUAAAUUCUCUGCCUCCAGCUGUGCGGUGGCGCAUCCAAUAUUUCGACUUCCAGCCGGAAGUUCCACAAGACGUGGCAGAGUCCUUGAAAGCAGGUGGGACACUGCCAGAGCAGAUUGACACCGUCAUUGUCAGUCAUCUUCACUGGGACCAUGUCGGCGAUCCAGAACCAUUUAAGAAUGCUACCUUCGUCGUCGGUGAACGAUGCAGGGAAAUACUUGCGGCAGGUUAUCCUGUGACAGAAGACGCCCCAUUUUCGUCAACUGCCAUCCCCGUUGAGAGAACUAGAUUUCUUUCUGAAUUAGAUAUGAAUUCAGCUAUUGGACCAUACCCAGAUGCCAUCGACUACUUUGGAGAUGGAAGCAUGUAUAUAGUAGACGCUCCAGGACACAUAGGGGGCCACGUGAACAUACUGGCGCGUACAUCUGCUGAAGGGUCGUGGCUUCUCCUCGGGGGUGAUUCUGCUGGAGAUUUCAGAUUGAUCACGGGAGAAAAAGAGAUCGGCCACUAUUCCGACGUCAAUGGAUGCUUUAGAUGCAUUCACGUGGACAAGGAACUCGCACUGGAGAAUAUCCGGAGGAUCAGGGGAUUGCUCAGCAAUCCGAAGGUGCAGGUGCUGAUUGCCCACGACGUUCCUUGGUACAAGGAAAACAAGGGCGGGCCAGCUUUUUACCCGGGAGUUAUUCCAGCAAAAACAUGAUCGUUGGGGAGAUGUCAUACUAGGGCCGACCUUGUCAGUUGCUGCUUGAUUAGAUCCAAGCAUGAUUCCACUGAAAGAAAAUACAC